GUGCAGCCUAAUGCAUUGAGCAAUGACAAUUUAUUUUUUCUUCUGCGGUGUAUUAAUCAUUUCAUAUACAUUGCAUCUACACAUGCUUGUUUUACUGCUACAUCAUAUCCUAAUUUUUGCGCUGUAUGAUGCAAACACCAUUUGUUAGGGAGUUCUCAAUUACAAGCAUGAAAGGAGGUUACCGUAGGGUGUUCCAGAAGCCUAUUGAUUUUGAGUGGGAACUCAUGACAUACACGGAUGACAGUGCAUCUUUAGCAGAAACCGAUUUGGAUAUUCUCUCCAAAAGCAAGCUUACAGAAGCAAAGGUAGCUAAUGAGCCUGCUGCAUCUAGUGAAAAUUCCGCCUCCAAUCCACCUGAUUGCAAGAUGGAAGAGCCAUUGGAGACCUCCAUGCCAACCAGUGAAACUAGCUUAGUAGAAAACAAGUCUAUUGGCAGCUCAGAUACAUUGCCAAGCAAACUGGCCGUGAAAUUAGCAUUUACUUUACCUGCAUCAUCCUAUGCUACAAUGGCAAUCAGGGAGUUGCUGAAGGAUUCAACCUCGGUUGCGUACCAGAAAACACUUGAUUGCUAAGUUUCUCGCUGAUGUCAGUUCUCAAGGGAAACUGAUCUGUCAUCUCACCAAUUGAGGAUGUGACAUGGCUGAAGCUAGAGCUUCAGCUGGAUCCAUGAAUCAGCAAACUGACCACGUGGCUGAGGCUCCCGCUUGGUGCAUGCAAGCAAUAUGACCGUUCAAAACUAUGUACUGAGCGCAAAAUUUAUGGUCCCUAUUCUGUACUAGAAUGCGCCGUGCCGCAAUAAAGCUUGUAUAACCCUAUUAUGACCUCUGUAAUGAAAUCGAGAUAUAAAAUCGUGCUGUGUUGGUUACCUCGACGAGGCUGAGGUUUUGCUGGAUGA
Triticum urartu is the source of this 895-nucleotide messenger RNA. The record is from RefSeq and is a predicted model, not a curated record. NCBI's taxonomy places the organism in Eukaryota, Viridiplantae, Streptophyta, Magnoliopsida, Poales, Poaceae.